Molecule: messenger RNA, 2661 nt
Organism: Parnassius apollo (apollo)
Lineage: Eukaryota; Metazoa; Arthropoda; Insecta; Lepidoptera; Papilionidae
Source: the annotation of a GenBank genome assembly
AUGACCACCCCAGAUGUUAAAUGGAUAGAAAAACUAAGAAUAGAAAAUUUAGAUCAAUUCUUCACCCUAGUGCGAAUGCAUCUAUCGUUUGUUGUCGACAUAAAUACUGACGAUGUUGAUUGUUCAACUGAUAAACCUAAGCAAUUUCGAUGGAAUUUUCACAAAAAGGCUAAAGGUUCGAAUUCUAGUCAAAACAAUGUAAAUAGCACGAAGAACACCACAGAAGUAAAUUCGAUUACUGAAGAAGGUAUUCUUAGAUUAAAUGAGCUAAUAGACUUUUUGGCCAAAUCGGAAAAUGUGACCCAAGAAGGAAUAUUUAGACGUACAGGUUCUCUUAGCCGUCAACAAGAGUUACGUCAGCUGUUGGUAACUGGCUCCAACCUAGGUUUAGAUGAGGGCAAAUUCUCGGUGCAUGAUUGUGCCUCUGUUCUAAAAGGGUUCCUUGCAGAAUUACCACAGCCUUUGUUAAUGGAUCAAUAUUAUCAAACCUAUUGCACUCUAGCUGCUCAAUAUCCUCCAAACGCCGAGUCAUCAACGACCAAGCUCCUCACUGCCCUGCAGCUAUUGUUACUGCUACUAACGCCUUCACAUAGACGUUUCCUGCAAAGAUUGCUAAGGCUUUUAAGUUUGGUGGCUGAUAAUGAAGCCUCGAACAGGAUGUCUCCAGACACAUUGGCUACGAUGUUCACACCACAUUUACUAUGCCCGAGAAAGCUGUCACCGGAAACAUUCCACGCGGACUCUAUAGCUUUAUCACCGGUUAUAAGUUUCAUGAUCCGCCAUUCUGCGAAGCUAUUCGACGCACCCACGCAACUGAUCACUGAUGCCGCCGCAUACUUCACUAUACGCGAACGCAAGAGGAUUAUGUCGCCCGAUGUCGAUUUGGAUGAAAGCAUUACAGAUAAGACUGCAGCGAAUACAGUAUAUACGUUCGUGGACCGGCCUCGAACCUGCGCCGAGAACGCCCGUAACCCGACAGAUACGGCGCUGGCACAGCUGUAUGCGUACAUCCAGGCCUUACCCGACUCCGCGCAUAAGCGACGCUUAGUCAAACACUUCAAUCGACAAAAUGGUUACGGAACACCAAUACAAAUACAAAGGACUGGCAAAGUUGCCGGCUCUCGAAGUUUUGGCGAUUCGAUCAAACGGCACAUCUUCAAUAAAGGUCUGCUAAAUAAAACCCCAAAGAAAGGAUCCAUGUCUGUCAUCAAUACAGUCGAAGAGAAGUCGUGCAAAGGGAAACUGAGAUAUUCCGAUGACAGUAAAGUCGAUGUCACUCACAAAAAUAUUGUAUUAAAGAAUUUAGCGAACAAAAUAGCUAGCACUGAAUCGUUGGAUGAGAAUGAAGAUUACGAAUCGGACGCCAGCAAUGAGAGCACAUUGUCUGAUGGUGCGCUAAAUCGGUCCAGAAAGUUAAGUCCGAAAUUCGUCUCCGAACCCAAUUUGAGUAUAAUAGAUCCGAGUGAUGAGACACCGAAGAAUACCAAAAAACGUGGGAAUAGAUUGUUCCGUUCCAAAAUAGUGACGGCAUCGCAAACUUUGAACAAGAAAUACCAAAAACGUAGUACAGUAUUACGCGGUACGCCGACAUCAUGUGUCUCUUGUUUGGACGAUCAAGAUACGGGUUCGGAAAACGAAACAUGUGGCGAUAGCGAAAGAUGUCCUGAUUUCGAAACGCCAAUUAAACCUAAACUCACCUCGGAGGACUUAGAGUUCAAAAUGCAUUAUCUAACUAGUACACCGGGAUUAGCGGAAGCGGUUAUUGAUGAGGAUUGCAAUACACCUUAUACAAUUAACUUUAGAAGAGCCUCUAUGUCCCCUAUAACAAAGUCUACGCAGAAACUUUCUAAGGCUAUGCAGGAAUCAAUAAUGACGCCACGUUCGAGAAAGCCUUUAAUAAUAACAUCGGAGCAACGCGACAGCCUUCCGGAGAGCAACAAAGAAGAGAAGAUUGAACCAGUGUCGUUCCAUUCCGUUUCGCCUAAGAACGACAGCGACUUUGUGUCGUCAGAUGACGAUGUCAUGUCGCGAUCGCCAAUUUCUUGCGACAGGUCCGGCCAUUCAGCCAGCGUGUCGCUGUCUAGAAACAAAAUACCAUUUGAUACUCGUUCCGGUUCUGUUGGUGAUGUUAGUCCCUUACGCUCUGAAAACACUCGAUUUAUAAUAAGCCACGAGAGGCGUAACAUUAUAGCUCAGGAUUUGAACACUACGUUAUGCGGUAGUGACGAUGGUCUCCUAAUCCCGAAAUUUAAAACCUCGCACGAGAUGACGUGUUUUAUCGAGAAAUCGAAAUCGUUAUCGGAACCAUUCAGAGAGUAUCUAUUAGGCAGAUCUGUCCUAACGGCAACUCCGAUCGAUUUGUCUAUUCUAAAUAAAUCGAGUGACGCUGAUCAGAGGAUAAGCGAUUCAUUAAUGUAUUGCUUAGAUGGUAACGUGCCAUCCGAUUUAACUGCGUCGAUUAGUAAUUUAGCAGUAAAUUCAAAUAGUGGCCGAUCUCCAUUAAAAGAUAUAAACCACUUUAUAGGUACAGAAUUGAGUCCAAAGAGAAAAAGAUGCGCUUCCAUAGAUGAUAUGGCGACCGGUAGUAAAAAAGCAAUGGUCGAAAAGGAAAAUUAUAAUUCGGACAAACCGGUUUUCGAAUUACGCGAGACCGAUCUAUAG